Umbelopsis ramanniana AG is the source of this 2082-nucleotide messenger RNA. RefSeq lists its product as uncharacterized. Bases 38 to 1990 code for a protein of 650 amino acids. Gene Ontology annotation, biological process: regulation of DNA-templated transcription; DNA-templated transcription. Gene Ontology annotation, cellular component: nucleus. Lineage: Eukaryota; Fungi; Mucoromycota; Umbelopsidomycetes; Umbelopsidales; Umbelopsidaceae. Gene Ontology annotation, molecular function: DNA binding; zinc ion binding; DNA-binding transcription factor activity, RNA polymerase II-specific. The record is from RefSeq and is a predicted model, not a curated record. The transcript has a single exon.
GUUUUUUUCUCCCCACAUCUAUCGAGAAUAAUUAUUGAUGUCUAGCGACGGCGAAAACGAAGUUUCCCAAGGUCCAGCAUGCGUUCAAUGUCGCAAGAGGAAACAUAAAUGUUCCAGAGGAGAACCUUGUCAAUCCUGUUUGGCCAGUGGUGCUAUGUGCUAUUACGCCGAGUUCAAAAAGAGGGGGGCAAAACCUGGAUAUAUAGAGACCCUCACCAAGCGAAUGGACCAGUUGGAAUCUAUUGUUCUCGGACAAUCGUUGCUUCUCGCAUCGCAAGGUUUGGUACCAAAAACAGACGGUCCCUUGUCGCAAAAGUUGGAACAUUUGCGCAGUGGGCUCAUGCUCAAUGCGGACCAAAAUGGCACGAUCUCGCAGUACGAGACUUCUCAGAAUGAUCGCAAAAGAAAGCGCUCAUUCAGCAAUGAGUCCGAAACAGACAACAUACUGCCUCCUGAAAACCUCUUGAAGGAGCUUUGCAAACUGUAUUUUCAGCAAAUACACCCAUGGAUUCCUAUCUUACAUCGGUCGACCUUUGAGGAGAAAUGCAAGUCACCAAAUCGAAGCAACACCGUUUUACAGGCGAUUACAGCAGCUACUAUUAAGUUUACUAAUCUGGAUCAAAUGGAGCAAGAUUACUAUUAUAAGCGAUGUCGCCAGGCUGUACUGUUAGCAUCCAUGGACCGAUUCUCGGUUGAAACGCUUCAGGCGAGUAUUAUCAUCGCCUACGACACUAUUGGAAGUGGAAGAGGACCACGUAGCUGGUCAAUCGUGUCUUCAGCCACCCGAGUAGUCGAACAACUGGGCCUUGCUGGAGAGGACGACGAUAUGGAUACCAACAAGCUUCUCAAUAGAGUAGGGUUUUUGGUUCCAGCAAAAAAUGUGACGGAAACAGAAGAGCGCAGGCGUAUAUUUUGGAGCAUAUUUCAAAUGGACCGAUUUUGCUCGGUGACCACUGGCUGGAACACGAGCUUGACAAGUUCAGAUGUAAAACGUCGCCUUCCUACUGAUGGCACAUUAUGGAAAGAAAAAAUCUACAAGAAAACUAGAUACUUCAACAUAUCGGAUCCGGAUGUGGACUCUACCGAUGUAAACGACGCUCUUGGAGGAUAUGCUUAUCUUAUAGAAGCGACUGAAUGUCUUAAUAGGGUGGCUUCAUUCUUGUUGCGUGAAAAGGUGAAUUUUACAACUAGAGAAGGCCUACGAACUUGGUUUGACGGAUUUCAAGCGCUCGACAGCAUGUUAGUUCGAUGGAAAACCUUUCUCCCGGAAAAGUGGCAAGUGGCUUCGGUACAAGCUGACGGCAAUAUGGAUGAAAAUUUAACUCUGGCGCAUAUUACCCAUAAUACGAGCGUGCUGUUACUACAUCACCAUGUAGCCUAUCCUCCAGCUGAUCUGAAUGUUCGUCUGCCUAGUCUGAAUUCAGCUCAGACUUGCUUUUCUGCCGCAUUGGAGAUUGCAACCAUUUCGUCCAAAUUUCUCAUCCACGUUCGAAUCACUGUUUCACCUCAAUUUGCAUUUUGUCUCUUUGUGGCCGCUAGGACAGUGUUAGCUCACUCAAUUCAUUGUAACGCUGAAUUGGACGGAAGCUUUGGUGUACUGGUGAACUCUCUCAGGGAAAUUUCCAGUAGAUGGAAUGCGAAUGGACCCAAACAAGAUAAUCUCGCUAAUAAACUCGCAAACAAACUGGAAAACGCUCGAAAUAUGAACUCACCCAUCAAUGCACGAAAGGUUGUGUUCGAGGAGGAGGAAGGGAUUGGCAGCAUGUUUUCGCUUGCCUCACCAUCAUUUGUUGAUGGAUUCCGAAGCAUAUCAUAUCAGCCGGUGACUCCAUCAAGUGGACACGACAUAACGGACAACAACAUCGAGCCAUCUUCCGGAAUGAGCACAAACUCUGUCACCGAAUUCGAGCUACCCAACACUUUGACCGAUUUUGAUCAUAUCUUUAUGUGGGCGGACUAUCCUCGCAACGUACGAGACCCAUUACAAUGAUGCAACAAAAGAUGUUAAUUAAUAUAAGUGUACAUAAUAAACUUUUACUUUCUGAAGGAUUUCAUUUCUUUCUCCUCAUUUCACUGCUUACA